This is a messenger RNA of Oldenlandia corymbosa var. corymbosa, 1639 nucleotides long. Lineage: Eukaryota; Viridiplantae; Streptophyta; Magnoliopsida; Gentianales; Rubiaceae. The record is from the annotation of a GenBank genome assembly.
AAGUCAGAAUCCUGAAUCCCUUUUGCCAGUUCUCAAACAAUGGCUCGAUUUCAAACACCGAUUCUCAUAUUCUCCUUCGCCUUCCUUCUCUCCACAAUACUACUCCAUUCUUCAGUAGUUUUCGCCAUUCGCCAUGGCUCGAAAACUUGGGUUUUCUCUUUAUCCCUUCACCAUCCCGAUUCUAAACUGAAUCACACUGCUAUCCAGGGAUUUUCCAGGUUGGAAGGCGACAAAGCCCGAGUCAAUUACAUAAACUCCAGGCUGAGAAAGGCUCUGUUCAAGUCCUCUGACCCGAGGUUUGGAUCCGAAGAGAUCCAGACUCCGAUUGCCAACCAGGGCGGGGCCUAUAUCGCCAGUCUCGGUGUGGGUCAACCCGCAACUGAAUUCAACCUGUUAGCCGAUACGGGCAGUGAGGUCACUUGGCUCCAGUGCGCCCCGUGCACGUCGGGUUGUGAAGGAUCCGUAUUCGACCCGUCUCGCUCCUCUUCGUAUCAGCCUUUAUCCUGUUCUUCCCAGAAGUGCGAUGCAUUACAAGAAGCAAACAAGUGCGGCACUUCCAGUGACGGCGGUUGUAGCUACGCUGUCUCUUACGGAGACCAGUCCUUUUCGAGAGGCGAUUUCAUUACUGAAACAUUGUCGUUCGGAAGAUCCGGUACGGUUCGUAAUGUGGGUAUCGGAUGCGGGCGUGAAAACGGAGGCAAUGUCGCUGAUGGAGGGUUCACGGGGAUACUUGGACUCGGCCCGAGUCCGAUUAGCUUCCCUUCACAAAUCAAAGCAACCUCGUUCUCUUACUGCCUGGUUGAACCCGGUUCCGGUUCAUCUUCCACCCUGGAUUUCAACUCGGUUGCCCCCCGCGACUCGGUUAACGUGGCAUUAAACCGGAACCCGAGUGCGGACGUUUAUUACUACGUCGAACUCUCCGGUAUCACCGUGGGAGAAGACCAGGUUCAAAUCCCGCCAUCCGUUUACAAGAUCGGCAGCGACGGAACCGGAGGAAUCAUCGUUGACUCGGGGACCACGUUGACUUAUUUGGAUUCUGAUGUUUACAGCUCAUUCAUCGACGCCUUCCAGAGGAACGCUCAAAACCUGCCGGGUUCUCCAGUCAGCGUUCAAGGGCUUGAUUCUUGCUAUAAGUUUCCGUCCGGGACUUCCGCUUCUAGCAUUAAAGGUCUGGCCAUGAAGCUUGAAUUUUCCGACGGUCAAACUGUGCCGUUUGGACCGGGAAAUUACUUCAUACAAGUUGACAAUUCUACGUUUUGUUUGGCUUUCCAACCUACGGGGCAGAUUGUGUCAAUCAUUGGGAACGUACUUCAAAGCGGGAUGCGUGUUACUUAUGACCUCGGCAACAGCUUGAUUGGUUUCAGUCCCAAAAAGUGUUAAAUUACUCUAUCUUUGAUUACUAAUUAUUUGUUUUUGGGUUUUAAUUUCAGUUCUAAUAUAUGUGUAUUGUGUAGUUUAUUAUCAAAAAAAGAAAUUGUUCGUGUUUUGUGGAUUGAUGUCGUUUAUAGUUUGGGACUCUUGUGAGUUACUAUGAUUUGUUCCAUGUCCACAUUAGAAGGGUUUGUUGGCUUUCUGUCGUUUUCGAAUAUAUUGAUGAUUUUUUAUGAUUUUAGCUUGCGAAUGGUAAAGCGUAUUACAU